CAGGGGAGAUGCGGGGCCUGUCCGGCGGGGUGGCGGUGGUGCUGCUGGCGCUCGGCAGUUGGCUGCAGCUGCGGGCGAAGGGCGCCGUGCCUCUGGCUGACUUCUACCCCUUCGGGCCGGCGCAGGGGGACGCGGCCACCCAGCUGCAGGACGACGGCGGCUCUGGGCUCCGUCCCGUCGCCGUGAAGUUCCCUUUCUUCGGCGCGACUCACACGGCGCUCUACGUAAACAACAAUGGAAUCAUCUCCUUUCUGAGAGAGGUGUCCCAAUUUACACCAGUAGCUUUUCCCAUCUCAAAUGACCGGCGUGUAGUUGCAGCUUUCUGGGCUGAUGUAGAUAAUCGGCGUGCAGGAAAAGUAUACUACCGGGAAACCAGGGACCAAGCCAUCUUGGAGAAAGCCACUAAGGACAUCUGGCAAUAUUUCCCAGAAUUUCCAGAGUUCUCUGCCCAGUGGGUAUUUAUAGCCACUUGGUAUCAGGUCACCUUCUUUGGAGGAAAUUCACAUUCCCCGGUAAAUACUUUCCAAAUAGUCCUCAUUACUGAUGGGAUGCUGUCCUUCACUAUCUUCAACUAUGAGUCAGUUACCUGGACCACUGGCAUGCAUGCCAGCAGCGGGGGAAAUUCAGCAGGCCUGGGAGGCAUUGCGGCCCAGGCAGGUUUCAAUGCCGGUGAUGGAAAACGGUAUUUUAACAUCCCCGGAUCCCGCACUGAUGACAUUGUUGACGUGGAGAUGACGACAAAUGUGGGUAUCCCCGGGCGCUGGGUGUUCAGAAUCGAUGAUGCCCAGGUGCAAGUGGGGGGCUGCAACAACACAACUUCUGUGUGUCUGACACUCCGUCCUUGUCAGAAUGGAGGAAAGUGUAUUGAGGACUGCGUCACAGGGAAUCCCUCCUAUUCCUGUUCUUGUCUGGCUGGUUUCACUGGAAAGCGAUGCCAUAUUGAUGUGGAUGAGUGUGCUUCUAAUCCAUGUCGGAACGAAGGCUCCUGUAUCGAUGGCAUCAGCAGCUUCAGGUGUUUGUGUCCACAAGGAUUCAAAGGGGCCACAUGUGAAAUUGAGGAAUCUCCAUGUGAAGCCAAAGAAUGCCUGAAUGGUGGGGAAUGCCAGGCAGCAAACAGAACAGCUAUGUGCCUGUGCCAGCCAGGCUAUACUGGAGAAGCUUGUGAGACAGAGAUAAAUGAAUGCGAGUUCAACCCAUGCCUGAAUGGUGGGCAAUGUAUGGACCUGGUGGACAAUUACACCUGUUUGUGUGUGGCGCCAUUCACAGGACAACGCUGUGAAACAGAUCGUUCAGCCUGUGAGGGCGGGAACUGCUGGAAUCGGCAGACAUGCAACUACAUCCUUCCAGGGCGCUACAUCUGCACAUGCUCUCCAGGCUACUAUGGGAACAACUGUCAGUUUGGUGGGCCCCGAAUGCCCAGUGCAUGUGUCUCCAAUCCAUGCCAGAAUGAGGGUACUUGUCUUGAAACCAGUCAAGGCUAUGUGUGUGACUGUCUUGAGGGAUAUUCAGGUCCUGAUUGCAGAGACAAGCUUUCAGAGGACUGCGAGUGUCGGAAUGGGGGGAAAUGCCUAGAUGGAAACAGCACUGUAUGCCAGUGCCCACUAGGAUAUUUUGGUCUUCUCUGUGAAUUGGAAGUGACUGCUACACCUUGCAGUAUGAACACCCAGUGCCCAGAUGGAGGUUAUUGUAUGGAGUAUGGAGGUAGUUACCUGUGUGUAUGCCAUACAGAUUAUGGCACUAACCACACUGUGCCACCAUCCCCCUGUGACUCAGAUCCUUGCCUGAAUGGUGGAUCAUGUGAAGCUCAGGAUGACUCCUACAUCUGUGAAUGCACCCGAGGGUUCAUUGGCAGACACUGUGAGAAAGCAAGGCCAAAGCUUUGCAGUUCUGGACCAUGCCGCAAUGGAGGGACAUGUAAGGAAUCAGAUGGUGAAUACCACUGCACCUGCCCGUACCGCUUCACGGGAAAGCACUGUGAGAUAGGUAAACCUGAUCCCUGUGCUUCUGGCCCUUGUCAGAAUGGGGGCACUUGCUUCCACUAUAUUGGCAAGUACAAAUGUGACUGCCUCCCUGGAUAUUCAGGACGACACUGCGAAAUAACCCCUUCUCCUUGCCUCUUGAAUCCAUGUGAACAUGGAGCCACUUGUAAGGAUCUUGGCAACAGCUAUAUCUGCUCAUGCCCAGCUGGUUACACAGGAAGACACUGUCAGGCAGAGGUAGACUGUGGUAUCCCCAAUCAGAUAAAGCAUGCCCAGGUGUCAUUUAACUCUACAAAAAUGGGAUCUCUGGCAGAGUACCAGUGUGAUCUGGGGUACAUGCUGAGUUCCCACAGCAACCCCAGGAUUUGCAGAGCACAAGGCGCCUGGAGUGAUCCUCCAGAGUGUAAUGAAAUUGAUGAAUGCAGAUCUCAGCCAUGCCUGAAUGGGGGCUCUUGUAAAGAUCGAAUCGCUGCUUUCCUGUGCUUAUGCAAAGCUGGCUACACAGGACACCACUGUGAGUUGGAGAUUGAUGAGUGUCAGUCAGACCCAUGCAAAAACAGUGGAAUUUGUAAAGAUAUGCCAGGAUCAUUUAUCUGUCGUUGUCCUGAAGGCUUCAUUGGAACCCAGUGUGAAACGGAAGUGGAUGCCUGUGAAUCAAACCCUUGUCGGAAUGGAGGAGAAUGUGAAAAUUACAGUGGUUCCUACCUGUGUGUCUGCCCAGAGGGCUUCUUUGGCUACCAUUGUGAAAUAGCUAGUGACCCUUGUUUCUCCAACCCAUGUGGGAGCAGAGGCUACUGUCUUCCCAGCAACGGAUCUCAUAACUGCACCUGCAAAGCGGGCUACACUGGCAAGAACUGUGAGAAAGAGCUGCUGCCACCAACUUCACUAAAGGUGGAAAGAGUGGAGGAGACUGGGCUGUCAAUCUCUUGGCGCCCUCCCAAGGACCAAACCGCCAAGAAUAUGAUUGAUGGCUACGCCGUGACGUACGUAUCCUUCGACGGCUCUUACCGCAGGACUGAUUAUGUGGACCGAAGUCGUGCUGCCCACCAAUUGCGGGCACUAGCCUCCGGCAAAGUCUACAAUAUUUCUGUCUUUUCAGUCAAACGCAACUUGAACAACAAGAAUGAUAUCAGCAAGCCUGUCAUGCUCGUCACUCGUACUAGGCCUCGCACGGUGGAGGGAUUUGAGGUUGCCAAUGUGACUGCCACAACCAUUACUGUGCAAUGGGCUCUCCACAGGCUCAAACAUUCUACAGUGAGCAGGGUGCGUUUGUCCAUACGCCAGCCAGAAGAUGCAGAGGAUCAUGCUGCAGAAGUAAAUAAUACUGUGACCAAGUACACAUUUUGGGACCUUCAGCCAGGGCAGAAGUAUGUUAUCCAUGUUUGGACCUUGAGUGGCCUGAGUCCUGAAGACCAUCCUGCUGAGAGCUUUACUACAGCACCCAUCUACAUAUGGACUCGACCUCUUCCUCCUAGGAACCUGACUGCAUCUAGAAUCACUGCAACAUCUGUCCAUAUGACAUGGGAACAGCCCCUGGUUGGUUCAGGAGAAGGGUAUAUAAUCAAUGAAACCACCAGUCAAAGUGUGAAGAGCCGCUAUGUACCUAAUGGAAAGCUGACCUCCUACACUGUGCGUGAUCUGAAACCAGGGCAAAGAUAUCGCUUAUCUGUGACGGCUGUUCAGAACACGGAUCAAGGUCAAGUGACUAGUGAACCUGCCCAUCUCUACAUUACAGCCUUGCAGAAGGAUGGUACUCCAGAAAGGCACUGGAGCCAAACAGGACAUCCUCGAGUGCUAAGAAAUCGGGUCCCCCCAGCAUACUUGCCAGACCUGCGCCUGCUCGCAGAUCAUAAUAUCCCAGAGGAACCUUCACAAGCACCUAGGUUUACAGAGUUGGUGGAUGGCAGGGGAAGGAUCACCACUAAAUUUAGCAGCUCACCAAGUAGACAUGUCACUGUGAGAACACAACCUGAUGCUCCAAAGAAAGUGGAAGAAAACACUGAGGAAUCCAUGAAUCAAGCCAGCCUGGCACUGCAGCUAUCAGAACCUGAGAACAGCAAAAAAGAAAAUGACAAGCAGAACUGUUCCAUAAACUUUUGCAAGAAUGGGGGGACCUGUGUCACUAGCUCAGAGUCCUACCACUGUGAUUGUAAUCCUGGAUACAAAGGCAGACACUGUGAACUAGCCUGCAAGAAGGUGCCUCACUCUUGUACUCGGCUCUAUUCAGAAACCAAGUCCUUUCCAGUCUGGGAAGGUGGCAUCUGCCAUUACUUAUACAAGCGGGUCUACAAAGUCCACCAGGAUGUCUGCUACAAGGAGAGCUGUGAGAGUACUGUUCCAAAUAAAGCAGUCAGCAGAAAACAAAGUAACAGACACUGAAGAAACCAUAUAGAUCCAAAACCAUCAGUAUUUCUGCUCACUGGAUGCAAAAAAAAAGGGGGGGGCGACCCCUCUUGCCAAAGCGAUGGCCCGUUCUUCCUUUGUCUGAUUCAGGUGUUCACCAAAUAGCCAUAUUCCCAACUCUGGCAGAUUAUAAAAGCAUUCUUGCCUUUUCAGAUGCCUUUUCUUCAUAGCGCCUGAAUUUUUCUACAGAUGAUUGGCAUGUUAGAAAAACCUCUCAAGACUUUCAUGGGCCAUUUGCAGCAAAGGUAGGGCUGAGCCUAUAAACAUUCACCAGUGGUGGAUAUAACUGAUUAUAAGAGGCUAAGAGGCAGUCUUAGAAGAGACACUAGUUGUGAACUGUGUGGUGUUCUGAGUUAUGAACCAAAUAAGAAUCUCAGUGCCAUAAAAUGAUGUUCAAAGCAUACAAGUGUAAAACAUUUCCAGACAAAAUGGCUUUUAAAGCUAUCUAGGACUCCUCCCCCCCAUGCGCCCCUCCCCAUCUAAGGGUUCAGUGUUGGUUUUUUGUUCACUAUUGUCAAUAAUUGUGUUUUUUAAUUGAAGACCAGCUCCCUCCAGUGCCUGUUUCAGCCAAACUAUUAGUAUUUCAAAGGUUAGAUAUGUGAUGCCACCUGAGAAAAGGUAAUUUUACAGAAAUGUAUUUCUUUCUGUAUCCCCCUGCUUACUUGGAGCAAGUGUUUUAUGUUUGCUACAAUACGUAAGCUUGACCAGCCAUGCUAGGGGGACUGUUUUUUAAGCUUUUGGGAGUUUAUAUGACCAAUUAAAUAUAAGAUUGUGUUAAUUAACAUAUAUUGUAUAUUUUAUAAAUUAAUAAAACAGAUAGUUAGUUUUAAACUAUUAUUCCAUGCACAGAAUUUAAAACCAUCUUUAACAGGUCAUUGGGGGGGGGGGUUGUGUGUGUUUUUAAAGAAGCAGCCCAGUAAGGUGUAUUAAUUUUUGUAAGCAGAGUCCUUUUCCCUGGAACUCUAAAUCCUGGCAGCCUGAGAGUUGUAAAUAUAAUUUCUUCAGUAGAGAAGAUCAUGCUGCAAGUGAAAUGCUAGUCUCAGCAGGAAAAGCAGCACAAAACAAAGUAUUUCUAUAAUUCUUACUAUUAAAGGCCAUCAAAAAUGUUUAGGCCUAUUUCUUUGUGCUAAUUAAAGUUAUUACAAUUGAAAGUAGGAUGUGACAGCUACUGGACUCAUAUUUCUGAGGCAGCACACUAUUUUUCACUGUAGUCAGCCUAAGCCUGAGCUACUUGCAAAAAAAUGAGAGUAAAACACAAUGCUGAAGAGAGGGACAGACUAAAUACAGGGCCUCUCUGUCAGUUACUACUUAUGGCAUUUAACAGGACACUGUCAUUUGGUGUUUUAUGUUUGGAUUUCUCGGGUUGGGGGUGUGGUUUCUUAAACUAGAAAAGGAAAUAAAUGGCUUAUCAUUCAAACUGGAUUAGGGGUAUACCACACAUAUAACAACUGAUAACCAUGGAUUUCAUUAGACAGUUUAAAACAAGUACAUUUUAAAUCUACUUCUGGCAUUUAAAAUUAUUUCUCUUAUGAGUCAUAUAUUUCCUAAAGCUAUGUUGUCAAUAAGAAUAGAAGCCAGGUAUCAGAAGAAAGUUUAGUGUUUCAUAUCCUGUUAACAGGAAGGGCUGAUAAGCACGUAAAUCCAACUGGUCCAGUUUUAUUGGUUUUGGGGUCUAAUUAAGAUCACCUAUUAUACAUGCAGCAUCCACACUACAAAGAGGGUAGAAGUGAGUGGUAACCUCACAGUAAAAAUGUUUCUGUAAGCACAGUGAGCUUUUUGAAAGCAGAUGCAACUGACUGAGACAGUGAGAAGUUUUAAUUGUUUGUCACACAGUGACACUGGAUUUUCCCUAGCCACAGUCUAAGCUAGAACAGUCUGUAUCAAGCCAGUAUUCUAUAGGCAGAUUGAGGCAUAUGUAAUGCAGCAAUAAACUUUUUAAAAAUUUUAUUCUGUGAAAGUUGUUUAUUUUAAAUAAAUUGUAUUUUAAUCUAAAA
This is a messenger RNA of Heteronotia binoei (common prickly gecko), 6376 nucleotides long. It is a transcript of the gene SNED1, whose product is annotated as sushi, nidogen and EGF like domains 1. Gene Ontology annotation, biological process: heterophilic cell-cell adhesion; establishment or maintenance of epithelial cell apical/basal polarity; cell-matrix adhesion. The record is from RefSeq and is a predicted model, not a curated record. Gene Ontology annotation, cellular component: protein-containing complex; plasma membrane. The coding region runs from base 9 to 4358 and encodes 1449 amino acids. Gene Ontology annotation, molecular function: calcium ion binding; protein binding. The transcript is spliced from 33 exons. Lineage: Eukaryota; Metazoa; Chordata; Lepidosauria; Squamata; Gekkonidae.